This is a messenger RNA of Prionailurus viverrinus (fishing cat), 3631 nucleotides long. RefSeq names its product transient receptor potential cation channel subfamily C member 3 (gene TRPC3). The record is from RefSeq and is a predicted model, not a curated record. Gene Ontology annotation, cellular component: membrane; cation channel complex. Gene Ontology annotation, biological process: manganese ion transport; calcium ion transmembrane transport; regulation of cytosolic calcium ion concentration. Lineage: Eukaryota; Metazoa; Chordata; Mammalia; Carnivora; Felidae. Gene Ontology annotation, molecular function: protein binding; store-operated calcium channel activity; inositol 1,4,5 trisphosphate binding. Bases 1 to 2826 code for a protein of 941 amino acids. The transcript is spliced from 13 exons.
AUGUCCACCAAGGUCAGGAAGUGCAAGGAGCAAGCGAGGGUGACCUUCCCCGCGCCGGAGGAGGAGGAAGAGGAGGGGGAGGAGGAGGGUGAGGACGAAGGCUCGGAGCCGCAGCGCCGCCGGCGGGGCUGGAGGGGCGUCAACGGGGGGCUGGAGCCGCGCUCGGCGCCCUCACAGCGGGAAGCGCACAGCUACUGCCCGCAGCGCUUCUCCCCCGGGCUGGACAUGUCCAUGGAGGGAAGCCCAUCUCUGAGGCGCAAGACAGUGAUGCGGGAGAAGGGCCGGCGCCAGGCCGUCCGGGGCCCCGCUUUCAUGUUCAAUGACCGGGGUACCAGCCUCACAGCUGAGGAAGAGCGCUUCCUCGACGCUGCCGAGUACGGCAACAUCCCCGUGGUGCGCAAGAUGCUAGAGGAGUCCAAGACAUUGAACGUCAACUGCGUGGACUACAUGGGCCAGAACGCGCUGCAGCUGGCCGUGGGCAACGAGCACCUGGAGGUGACAGAGCUGCUGCUCAAGAAGGAAAACCUGGCACGAAUCGGCGACGCCCUGCUGCUUGCCAUCAGCAAGGGCUACGUGCGCAUCGUGGAAGCUAUCCUCAACCACCCCGGCUUCGCAGCCAGCAAGCGCCUGACCCUGAGCCCCUGUGAGCAGGAGCUGCAGGACGACGACUUCUAUGCUUACGACGAGGACGGCACACGCUUCUCUCCCGACAUCACGCCCAUCAUCCUGGCGGCGCACUGCCAGAAGUACGAGGUGGUGCAUAUGCUACUGAUGAAGGGUGCCAGGAUCGAGCGGCCACACGACUAUUUUUGCAAAUGCGGAGAUUGCAUGGAGAAGCAGAGGCACGACUCUUUCAGCCACUCACGCUCGAGGAUCAAUGCCUACAAGGGGCUGGCCAGCCCAGCGUACCUGUCCUUGUCUAGCGAGGACCCAGUGCUCACCGCCUUGGAGCUCAGCAAUGAGUUGGCCAAGCUGGCCAACAUAGAGAAGGAGUUCAAGAAUGACUACCGGAAGCUCUCCAUGCAAUGUAAAGACUUUGUAGUGGGUGUGCUGGAUCUUUGCCGAGACUCAGAAGAGGUAGAAGCCAUUCUGAAUGGAGAUCUGGAAUCAGCAGAGCCCCUAGAGGUACACAGGCAUAAAGCUUCACUGAGUCGUGUCAAACUUGCUAUUAAGUAUGAAGUCAAAAAGUUUGUGGCUCACCCCAACUGCCAGCAGCAGCUCUUGACAAUCUGGUAUGAGAACCUCUCAGGCCUGCGGGAACAGACCAUAGCUAUCAAGUGUCUGGUUGUGCUGGUGGUGGCCUUGGGCCUUCCAUUUCUUGCCAUCGGCUACUGGAUUGCACCUUGCAGCAGGCUGGGGAAAAUUCUGCGAAGCCCUUUCAUGAAGUUUGUGGCACAUGCUGCUUCUUUCAUCAUCUUCCUGGGCCUGCUCGUGUUCAAUGCCUCAGACAGGUUCGAAGGCAUCACCACGCUGCCAAACAUCACUGUUAUUGACUAUCCCAAGCAGAUCUUCAGGGUGAAAACCACCCAGUUCACUUGGACUGAGAUGCUAAUUAUGGUCUGGGUUCUUGGAAUGAUGUGGUCUGAGUGUAAGGAGCUCUGGCUGGAAGGACCUAGAGAAUAUAUUUUGCAGUUGUGGAAUGUGCUGGACUUUGGGAUGCUUUCCAUCUUCAUUGCUGCUUUCACAGCCAGAUUUCUAGCUUUCCUUCAGGCAACAAAAGCACAACAGUAUGUGGACAGUUAUGUCCAAGAGAGUGACCUCAGUGAAGUUACACUUCCACCAGAGAUACAGUAUUUCACUUAUGCCAGAGAUAAAUGGCUCCCUUCUGACCCUCAGAUCAUAUCUGAAGGCCUCUACGCCAUUGCUGUUGUGCUCAGUUUCUCUCGGAUCGCAUAUAUCCUCCCUGCAAAUGAGAGCUUUGGCCCCUUACAGAUCUCUCUUGGAAGGACUGUGAAGGAUAUAUUCAAGUUCAUGGUCCUCUUUAUUAUGGUGUUUCUUGCCUUUAUGAUUGGCAUGUUCAUACUUUAUUCUUACUACCUUGGGGCUAAAGUAAAUGCUGCUUUUACCACUGUAGAAGAAAGUUUCAAGACACUGUUUUGGUCAAUAUUUGGGUUGUCUGAAGUCACUUCUGUUGUGCUCAAAUACGAUCACAAAUUCAUAGAGAAUAUUGGCUACGUUCUGUAUGGAAUAUACAAUGUAACUAUGGUGGUCGUUUUACUCAACAUGUUAAUUGCUAUGAUUAAUAGCUCAUAUCAAGAAAUUGAGGAUGACAGUGACGUAGAAUGGAAGUUUGCCCGUUCAAAACUUUGGUUAUCUUAUUUUGAUGAUGGAAAAACAUUACCUCCACCCUUCAGUCUAGUUCCUAGUCCAAAGUCAUUUGUUUAUUUUGUCAUGAGGAUCAUUAACUUCUCCAAAUGCAGAAGGAGCCGGCUACAGAAGGAUAUAGAAAUGGGAAUGGGUAACUCCAAGUCCAGGUUUACAAAGUGCUUUGCUGUACAUUUGAACCUCAUGCAACACUGUGAGUUAAACCUCUUCACUCAGUCUAACUCAAGAGUUUUUGAAUCACACAGUUUUAACAGCAUUCUCAACCAGCCAACACGUUAUCAGCAGAUAAUGAAAAGACUUAUAAAGCGAUAUGUUCUGAAAGCACAAGUGGACAAGGAAAAUGAUGAAGUUAAUGAAGGUGAAUUAAAAGAAAUCAAACAAGAUAUCUCCAGCCUUCGUUAUGAACUUUUAGAGGACAAGAGCCAAGCAACUGAGGAAUUAGCCGUUCUGAUUCAUAAACUCAGUGAGAAACUGAAUCCUAGCAUGCUGAGAUGUGAAUGAUUCAGUAACCUGGAAUAAUGGCUUUGACUAUAGCACAAAUGUGGGCAAUAAUAUUUCUAAGUAUGAAAUACUUGAAAAACUGGUGUAAAUUUUUAGUUUUAACUGCCUUUAUCAUGUGAAUCUUUAAAAGUUAUGUCUUAAUGAUUUUACUGUUUUAUCACAUGAAAAUGGUCUUCAUCUUGAUUGUCUGCCUUGACAUUAUAAACAAUGACAUGCCACUGUAUUUAAAGGCCCAGUAUUAUUACAUUACUGACAUUUUCGUCCACUUUAGAAUAAACUCUAUGUCUUUGCACUACCUGUUUGCCUCCAAGAGACCAUAAGCUCCUUGGGGACAGGGACCAUGUCUUAUUCAUCUUUGUGUCUCCAGCAUCUAGUACAGUGCCUGGUACAUAGUAGGUGCUCAAUAAAUGUUGAACCCAACUGAACUGAACUGCCAACAAAAUACAAAUAAAAAUUAAAAGGUCAUCACACUGUAGCAUUCCUUCCGUUGUCCAAAUGCUGAAGACAUUUUUAAAAAAAAAUAGAAACAUGAAAUUUUAUAACUGGCUAUGACUUGGUAAGAUUUUCUUAGAAUUUUUGGCAUCACUCAUAAUCCUAGAAUCUUUGAGCCCCAAAUGAAGAAUUUAACAAUGAAAUGGGUUAAUAGAAAAUAUAAUUACAUAUUUAAGUUUCAUAGAAUUGUUCCAAACAACACAUUAAAGAUUUUUCUAAAGUAUAUACUCUUUGCUUUCUGUCUUAAAUUUUCAUUUGUUGUUUUUCAAUAACGUGAAUUUAUUUAGUGGGAAGGUGAGUUUUUUAGUUAGAG